Molecule: messenger RNA, 954 nt
Organism: Pocillopora damicornis (cauliflower coral)
Lineage: Eukaryota; Metazoa; Cnidaria; Anthozoa; Scleractinia; Pocilloporidae
Product: charged multivesicular body protein 5
Biological process (GO): late endosome to vacuole transport via multivesicular body sorting pathway; vesicle budding from membrane
Cellular component (GO): membrane; multivesicular body
Source: RefSeq, a predicted model, not a curated record
CAACAGUUCGUAAACUUUCCAAGCUGACGGAAAUCGUGAAAAUAGUGGUGUUUGCAUUGUGGUUUUCGUCAAGAAGAGCUCAAAGCGUACAUUUUUUUGCAAGAUGAAUAGGCUUUUCGGGCGAGGGAAACCAAAAGCACCACCACCGAAUCUCACCGAUGCUAUCGCUAACGUCGACAGUCGAGGAGAAUCCAUAGAGAAAAAAAUUAGUAAACUUGAUGCUGAACUUAUGAAGUACAAAGAUCAAAUGAAGAAAAUGAGGGAUGGACCAUCUAAGAAUAUGAUCAAGCAAAGAGCACUCAGAGUACUGAAACAGAAGAAACAAUAUGAAAGUCAACUUGAGAAUCUCCGGCAGCAGUCUUUUAACAUGGAGCAAACAAAUUUUGCAACACAGACAUUAAAAGAUACCAAAACAACUGUUGAUGCUAUGAAGUUAGGACUUAAGGAAAUGAAGAAGGAAUACAAGAAAGUGGAUAUUGAUGAAAUUGAGGAUCUUCAAGAUGACAUGGCAGACAUGCUUGAGAUUGCUAAUGAAGUUCAAGACACCUUGGGAAGAUCGUAUGGAAUGCCAGAAGACAUUGAUGAGGCUGACCUUGAAGCAGAAUUGGAAGCUCUUGGAGAUGACCUGGCUCUAGAUGAAGACACCUCCUACUUAGAUGAAGUUCCAGCUCCAUCAGAUACCUUACCAGGGGAGGGAGAUCAGGAAGGAACAAAAACACAAGAUGGAGUACAAGUUGAUGAAUUUGGCCUUCCAGUUCUAGCCAAAAAUUAGAUUGAAACACUGAUUAUUAGUAUUUAACUUUAACUGGUAACUCCAUUGCUAUGUGAAUUUGUUGAGUAUCCAUAGUAGCUAAUUUUAAGUUCCAAGAACAUUUACCAUGGAAUUCUUUUCAGUGCUUAGUCUUUCAUAAGCCAAGGUUGUAGCUUUAUACUGGAUGCCAUGAUCUAGGCAUA